Caenorhabditis angaria is the source of this 830-nucleotide messenger RNA. NCBI's taxonomy places the organism in Eukaryota, Metazoa, Nematoda, Chromadorea, Rhabditida, Rhabditidae. The record is from the annotation of a GenBank genome assembly.
AUGGGUUUGAAUUACUAUUUAAUCCAUGACAAUUCGGCGAAUCAAUUGGAGGGGCCAAUAAACAACGAUAUUCUCCUACAAAAUCUUUGCCAGCAACACAAGAAAAUCAAAAUCACUUCGUCAAAACGAGUAAGUGUCCCAGACUCACCCCCACUAUCAGAGUGUUGAUGUCAGCAUUUUCAGAUUGAAUUGGUGGAACAUGUUAUGCUGAAGAAGAAAAAUGUGGAUAUUGAAACACUAUUCCAAGAAAGAACGUGGCGGCGAAAUCUUGAAAUUAUAUUCGGGGAGGAUAUCUGCAAAGUGAGCAAUCUGAAUUGAGUAACUGAUAGUGACCUUUUUUGUUUUAGGUGCUUUGGCAUCCGAUUUUUAUAAUUGUGUGUCAACCAGGAAUCAAAGAUUUGCUUGUUGAAAGAGCAGAGUUUGUCACAAAAGAAUAUCUAACAAAACUGGCACAAUUAUGGCAUUUAAAUAGUUGGGAGAAUUCAGUGAAACUUGUUAUUGGGUUGGGAACAAAAACUACGAAAGACUUGAUUAAUGUGAGUUUUUAUAUUAUUAUUAUUAUUAUCAUUUGUAUUCUCAAAAAUACCAUUUUCAGGAAAUUGAAAAAACACAAUUAACUUUCGAGUCUUGCGGAAUAUCCGAAACAGACGGAGAAUGGAUAUUGGCAACUUAUCCAGAAUUAGAUGUCCAAAACUUUUUGGCGUAGGUCGUUUAAAAAAAAAACAAAAAAAACCUAAUAUUUUUUCAGCGAAAUCAGCAAAAGAAAAAGAGAAAAAAGAGGAAAACGGGCUCUGACAAAUGCAAUCAAUAAGUUUUUAGAUGAAAUUUAA